This is a messenger RNA of Closterium sp. Yama58-4, 879 nucleotides long. The record is from the annotation of a GenBank genome assembly. Lineage: Eukaryota; Viridiplantae; Streptophyta; Zygnematophyceae; Desmidiales; Closteriaceae.
AUGACUCACCUGCGGACCAGUAACCUUCGCUACCGUGCUGCUCUCAAGCCAGAGUUUCUGGCUAAGAAACCUCCCCCGAUGUACAAUGCACUCUACUUCCUUGUAUCCUAUCUCCCUGUCUCCCUUCACCCCAUCCAAGACCAUUUCCUUUCUCUCGACCCUAGCGAGCUCACCCUAGCCUCGUUUGAGUCACUUCUCUUGGAGGCUAAGACCAGUGCCUACGCUGUAGCUGCUUCCCGUGGUACUCCUCGCACCUCCUUCUUUGAGGGGUGUGCUCCUUCCCUACUUGCACCCUCUGUCGCCCCUGCUGCUACUGUUGACUUCCUCGGUGCUGAGGUAGCCGGUGCUGCGUCCGCUCUUAGCGGGAGGCGCAACAAGGGUGGGCGCCAGAAGGGCAAGGGUUGUGGGGGUGGCGGCGGGGAUGGCGGUGGCAGGGGCGGUGGUGGUGGCGGUAGUAAGGGCGGUGGAGGUGGUGGUGGCCGGGGUGGUGGGGGUGGCGGGGGUGGGGGUGGGGGGGCGGGGGCGGUGGCGGCACUUUGGGUGGCGGAGGCGGCUUGGGUAGCAGUCGUGGUGGAGCCAGCUGGGGUGGAGGUCAGGGAGUUGCGUCUGGAUACACGGCUAGUGGGGGCGGAGGUUUUGGGGGUGGACAGCAGCAGCAGUCGCGUCGGUAGGAGACCCUCUCGCCGUAGCAGCUACGUGAGUGGGUGGUCCAACGAGGUGGUCCCGGAAGAGGAGGCCGCUGUACCUACGUCAGACGCACGGGACCCCACGCAGGAGACGUGGCAAGCCAGGCCAUGUCGAUGCUCGCUGCUUCUGCCGCCUCGAGGAUGCUUUUUCGCGAGGAGUUUGGUGAGAAGACCGAGAUGCGUAACUGGUUAG